Messenger RNA from Blastomyces dermatitidis ER-3, 1446 nucleotides. Its product is annotated as transmembrane transporter. Gene Ontology annotation, cellular component: membrane. Gene Ontology annotation, molecular function: transmembrane transporter activity. The coding region runs from base 1 to 1446 and encodes 481 amino acids. Gene Ontology annotation, biological process: transmembrane transport. NCBI's taxonomy places the organism in Eukaryota, Fungi, Ascomycota, Eurotiomycetes, Onygenales, Ajellomycetaceae. The transcript has 6 exons. The record is from RefSeq and is a predicted model, not a curated record.
AUGGAAGGGGAGAAAACACCAAACUCAACCGCUACUUCCAUAGAAUCGGCUGAAAAACAUACGAAUGCUAGUGAACAGCUUGAUCCUAAAGCUGAGCAGCGAUUGCUAUGGAAAUUUGACCUCCACAUUGUCCCUAUCCUAUUUAUUGUGUAUUUCUGUGCCUUCAUGGACAGAAUCAAUGUCGGCAAAGCCUUGAUCGAAGGCCUCAUAGAGGAAUUGAAUAUGAAUAUCACUAGUGAUAUUCGCCUUGCCCUGCUGAUCUUCUUCGUUCCAUAUAUCAUUUUGGAAGUUCCUAGCAACAUUCUUCUUAAGCGAGUUGCUCCCUCGACUUGGAUUACUAUUCUCACUUUUUUCUUCGGUCUUGUGACUGUGUGUCAAGGAUUCGUGAAAUGCCCGAAGGGGCUCACCGUUUGCCGAUUUCUCUUGGGUGUUUUUGAAGCUGGCCUUCUCCCAGGAUUCAGCUAUCUUAUGAGUACGUACUACAAGAGGCACGAAUUCCAGAAAAGAUUCGCUGUUCUUUUUACGUCUGGAAUGGUUGCAGGUGCUGUCGGGGGACUUCUAGCGUUUUCAUUCGCCAAAUUCGAUGGUGUGGGAGGAUACUCAGGAUGGCGAUGCAUAUUCAUUGUUGAAGGCCUUAUGACGAUUUCACUGAGCUUUCUUACGAAGUUCCUCAUCGUGGAUUGGCCUUCUAAAGCAUCGUUUCUCUCGGAAGAGGAGCGAGUCAUGGUUGCAGCACGCUUAAAGGAGGAUAUGGGUUCCGCAAAAAUGGACAAGCUUAACCGAGAAUCUUUGCAAAUCAUUGUCAAGGACUGGAAAAUAUAUAUGGGGGCGUUCAUAUACUUCACCAUCAAUACCUCUAGGUAUUCGACAGCUCUCUUCAACCCUACUAUUUUAAAUCCGUUUGGGUAUGACGCCUCACAAUCACAAGUCCAUAGUAUACCUAUUUGGGUGGCAUCCGCGGCCGCGACCAUUCUUGUAGGCUACCUCAGCGACAGAAUGCGCCAUCGCUGUGGUUUCAUUUUGUUUGGCUGUCUGUUCGCUAGCAUUGGAUAUAUACUGCUGCUCUGCCAACAAGACGUAUCCAUAAGAGUCAAACACAUGGCACUCUUCAUCGUCAAUAUUGGUGUAUACGUCGCUCAACCUGUUGUCGUCGUAUGGGUCUCUAACAACUUAGCCGGUCACUACAAACGUGCAUUCGGGAUCGCUUUCCAAAUUUCUGUUGGUAAUAUUGGUGGUCUCGUGGCCAGUAAUAUGUUCGCCCCGAAUGCUGCGCCUCUCUUCAAAGCAGGAUAUGGGAGCGCUCUGGCUUUGAUAUUUGUGUGUGCUCUCUUGUCUACGGUAUUUAUGCUUGGACUGGAGCGAGAAAAUAAGAAGCGGGACUCUGGAUGCCGAGAUUAUCGGUUCAAUUUAAAUAUGUCGAGACGAGUUGGAGAACCUCGGGGAUGA